CAUAGUGAGGAGGCGGAACUAAUGCACUAGGCCAUCAGUAGUGACUGCUAGUGCCUGAUGGCUGCUCCACCCAGUACUGUAAAUUCAAAAACUCUCUUCGUUUACCUCACUAUAUCUUACUGAGAUAUCUCACACUCUCCUAGACGGUCUGUGGCUGUGAGUUUUGCUUUUCUUUUCUUUCUGUAGUGAACUUUUAAAGCAUUACCACAACUCAAACUGUCUCGCGCUCGAGGCGGAGCGUGCUCACAGAGCGAGAGAGAGAGAGAGAGAGAGAGAGAGGUGGGCUCGCGCGAGCAAACUUUUUAACAGGACAUAUGAGGCUUCACCGCUCAGCUGGACCCAAACAGGCAUCAUGACACGGCACUCGUUAAGAAUACUACUUCCUGCGACUGUCCUGAGGCUGUGUCUGCUUAUUCAGAGCAUAAUUGCUACAGGAGGGGAAAGUACAGGUACAGAGCCAAAUGCUGUCACCAGUCUCACUGUCUCUAACAAAACCACAUCAUCUGUGUAUCUAACCUGGAAUGAGCCAAAUGGGAGCAGGUCCUACUUUACAGUAAAUUGGACUGAUGGCAGUGUGAAUAACAGCAAGAACGCUUCAGACACGUCUUACACUGUCACUGGUCUGACUGCUGGAGUGAAAUACACAUUCACUGUUACUGCAGUUGCUGCAGAUGGACAAACUGUAGGAGCACCAGCUCAAACCUCAACAUUCACAAAGCCAGAUGCUGUCACCAGUCUCACUGUCUCUAACAAAACCACAUCAUCUGUGUAUCUAACCUGGAAUGUGCCACCUGGAACCAAGUACAACUUUACAGUAAAUUGGACCGAUGGCAGUGUGAAUAACAGCAGGAACACUUCAAACACGUCUUACACUGUCACUGAUCUGACUGCUGGAGUGAAAUACACAUUCACUGUUACUGCAGUUGCUGCAGAUAACCAAACUACAGGAGCCCCAACUCAAAUCUCAGCAUUCACAAAGCCAGAUUCUGUCAUCAAUCUCACUGCCUCUACCAAAACCACAUCAUCUGUGUCUCUAACCUGGAAUGAGCCACAUGGGAACUGGUCCUACUUUACAGUAAAAUGGACUGAUGGCAGUGUGAAUAACAGCAGGAACACUUCAAACACGUCUUACACUGUCACUGGUCUGACUGCUGGAGUGAGCUACACAUUCACUGUUACUGCAGUUGCUGCAGAUGGUGAAACUAGAGGAGAACCAACUCAAACCUCAGCAUUCACAAAGCCAGAUGCUGUCACCAGUCUCACUGUCUCUAACAAAACCACAUCAUCUGUGUCUCUAACCUGGAAUGAGCCACAUGGGAGCUGGUCCUUCUUUAUAGUAAAUGGCAGUGUGAAUAACGGCAAGAACACGUCUUACACUGUCACUGGUCUGACUGCUGGAGUGAGCUACACAUUCACUGUUACUGCAGUUGCUGCAGAUAACCAAACUGAAGGAGCACCAGCUCAAACCGCAACAUUCACAAAGCCAAAUGCUGUCACCAGUCUCACUCUCUCUAACAAAACCACAUCAUCUGUGUCUCUAAACUGGAAUGAGCCAAAUGGGAGCAGGUCCUACUUUACAGUAAAAUGGACUGAUGGCAGUGUGAAUAACAGCAAGAACGCUUCAGACACGUCUUACACUGUCACUAGUCUGACUGCUGGAGUGAGCUACACAUUCACUGUUACUGCAGUUGCUGCAGAUAAACAAACUGCAGGAGCACCAGCUCAAACCUCAACAUUCACAAAGCCAGGUGUUGUUGCCAAUCUCACUGUCUCUAACAAAACCACAUCAUCUGUGUCUAUAACUUGGAAUGAGCCAAAUGGGAACAGGUCCUACUUUACAGUAAAAUGGACUGAUGGCAGUGUGAAUAACAGCAGGAACACUUCAGACACGUCUUACAAUGUCUCUGGUCUGACUGCUGGAGUGAACUACACAUUCACUGUUACUGCAGUUGCUGCAGAUAACCAAACUGCAGGAGCACCAGCUCAAAUCUCAGCAUUCACAAGUCCAGAUGGUGACAUCAACCUCACUGUCUCUAACAAAACCACAUCAUCUGUGUCUCUAACCUGGAAUGAGCCACGUGGGAACAGGUCCUACUUUACAGUAAAAUGGACUGAUGGCAGUGUGAAUAACAGCAGGAACACUUCAGACACGUCUUACAAUGUCACUGGUCUGACUGCUGGAGUGAAAUACACAUUCACUGUUACUGCAGUUGCUGCAGAUGGACAAACUGCAGAAGCCCCAACUCCAAUCUCAGCAUUCACAAAGCCCAAUGCUGUCACCAACCUCACUGUCUCUACCAAAACCACAUCAUCUGUGUCUCUAACUUGGAAUGAGCCAAAUGGGAGCCGGUCCCACUUUACAGUAAAAUGGACUGAUGGCAGUGUGAAUAACAGCAGGAACACUUCAGACACGUCUUACACUGUCACUGGUCUGACUGCUGGAGUGAACUACACAUUCUCUGUUACUGCAGUUGCUGCAGAUAACCAAACUACAGGAGCACCAACUCAAACCUCAGCAUUCACAAAGCCCAAUGCUGUCACCAAUCUCACUGCCUCUACCAAAACCACAUCAUUUUUGUCUCUAACCUGGAAUGAGCCACAUGGGAACUGGUCCCACUUUACAGUAAAAUGGACUGAUGGCAGUGUGAAUAACAACAGUACCACUUCAAACACAUUGUACACUGUCAUUGGUCUGACUGCUGGAGUGAACUACACAUUCACUGUUACUGCAGUUGCUGCAGAUGGUGAAACUAGAGGAGAACCAACUCAGAUCUCAGCAUUCACAAAUCCCGAUGUUGUGACCAAUCUCACUGUGUCUAUCAAAACCACAUCAUUCGUGUCUCUAACCUGGAAUGAGCCAAAUGGGAACUGGUCCUUCUUUACAGUAAAAUGGACUGAUGGCAGUGUGAAUAACAGCAGUACCACUUCAAACACGUCUUACACUGUCACUGGUCUGACUGCUGGAGUGAACUACACAUUCACUGUUACUGCAGUUGCUGCAGAUGGACAGACUGAAGGAGCACCAGCUCAAACUUCAGCAUUCACAAAUCCAGGUGUUGUCAAGAAUCUCACUGUCUCUAACAAAACCACAUCAUCUGUAUCUCUAACCUGGAAUGAGCCAAGUGGGAACUGGUCCUACUUUACAGUAAAAUGGACUGAUGGUAACAGCAGGAACACUUCAGACACGUCUUACAAUGUCACUGGUCUGACUGCUGGAGUGAACUACACAUUCACUGUUACUGCAGUUGCUGCAGAUAACCAAACUGCAGGGGCUCCAACUCCAAUCUCAGUGUUCACAAAACCAAAUGUUGUCAGCAAUCUCGCUGUCUCUACCAAAACCACAUCAUCUGUGUCUCUUACCUGGGAUGUGCCAAAUGGAGCCAGGUCCUACUUUAUAGUAAACUGGACUGAAGGCAGUGUGAAUAACAGCAGUACCACUUCAAACACGUCUUACACUGUCACUGGUCUGACUGCUGGAGUGAACUACACAUUCACUGUUACUGCAGUUGCUGCAGAUGGUGAAACUAGAGGAGAACCAACUCAGAUCUCAGCAUUCACAAAGCCUGACACUGUUAGCAAUCUCACAGUAGUUAAUGUUACAACCUCCUCUAUAUUACUGAACUGGACUGAGGCAAUGGGGAAAAUCUCCCAUUAUGUAAUCCAAUAUGAGAAUUUCAGUACGCCAAUCAAUGAGACUACUGAACGCACCAUGAUUGACAUAACUAAUCUGACUCCUGGAGUGCAGUACAUGUUCAAAGUGUUUGCAGUUGCUGCAGAUAAUAAAACAGAAGGAAAUUACAUCUGCAUUUCUGCCUACACAAAACCUGAUGUUGCUAGUGACCUGAUUGUGAUUGAAAUUACAACAAGCUCAUUGUUUCUGAACUGGACUGAACCAAGAGGAGAAAGAGCUUUCUUUAAAGUACAGUGGAGCAAUGACAGCAUCAGUUUGAAUUCAGCAACCUCAAACAAUUUCUUUAACAUUACUAAUCUCCAUCCUGGAGUCAAUUACACCAUCCUGAUAUCUGCUGUUGCUGCAGAUAAUAUAACAGAAGGAGAAGCAAUUGGUGUUUCAGUCUAUACAAAGCCUGACACUGUUAGCAAUCUCACAGUAGCUAAUGUAACAACCUCCUCUAUAUUACUGAACUGGACUGAGGCAAUGGGGAAAAUCUCCCAUUAUGUAAUCCAAUAUGAGAAUUUCAGUACGCCAAUCAAUGAGACUACUGAACGCACCAUGAUUGACAUAACUAAUCUGACUCCUGGAGUGCAGUACAUGUUCAAAGUGUUUGCAGUUGCUGCAGAUAAUAAAACAGAAGGAAAUUACAUCUGCGUUUCUGCCUACACAAAACCUGAUGUUGCUAGUGACCUGAUUGUGAUUGAAAUUACAACAAGCUCAUUGUUUCUGAAUUGGACUAAACCAAGAGGAGAAAGAGCUUUCUUUAAAGUACAGUGGAGCAAUGACAGCAUCAGUUUGAAUUCAACAACCUCAAACAAUUUCUUUGACAUUACUAAUCUCCAUCCUGGAGUCAAUUACACCAUCCUGAUAUCUGCUGUUGCUGCAGAUGAUAAAACAGAAGGAGAAGCAAUUGGUGUUUCAGUCUAUACAAAGCCUGACACUGUUAGCAAUCUCACAGUAGUUAAUGUUACAACCUCCUCUAUAUUACUGAACUGGACUGAGGCAAUGGGGAAAAUCUCCUAUUAUGUAAUCCAAUAUGAGAAUUUCAGUACGCCAAUCAAUGAGACUACUGAACGCACCAUGAUUGACAUAACUAAUCUGACUCCUGGAGUGCAGUACAUGUUCAAAGUGUUUGCAGUUGCUGCAGAUAAUAAAACAGAAGGAAAUUACAUCUGCGUUUCUGCCUACACAAAACCUGAUGUUGCUAGUGACCUGAUUGUGAUUGAAAUUACAACAAGCUCAUUGUUUCUGAACUGGACUGAACCAAGAGGAGAAAGAGCUUUCUUUAAAGUACAGUGGAGCAAUGACAGCAUCAGUUUGAAUUCAGCAACCUCAAACAAUUUCUUUGACAUUACUAAUCUCCAUCCUGGAGUCAAUUACACCAUCCUGAUAUCUGCUGUUGCUGCAGAUAAUAUAACAGAAGGAGAAGCACUUGGUGUUUCAGUCUAUACAAAGCCUGACACUGUUAGCAAUCUCACAGUAGUUAAUGUAACAACCUCCUCUAUAUUACUGAACUGGACUGAGGCAAUGGGGAAAAUCUCCUAUUAUGUAAUCCAAUAUGAGAAUUUCAGUACGCCAAUCAAUGAGACUACUGAUCGCACCAUGAUUGACAUAACUAAUCUGACUCCUGGAGUGCAGUACAUGUUCAAAGUGUUUGCAGUUGCUGCCGAUAAUACAACAGAAGGAAAUUAUAGCUGCAUUUCUGCCUACACAAAUCCAGACAUCGUCAGGAAUCUCGCAGCCUCUGAAGUCACAACAACAUCUGUAUUUCUGGACUGGGCUAAACCAUUAGGGGAGAGCUCUUUCUUUAGAGUGACUUGGAUAAAGAGCAGUACAGUAUCUCCUGCAACUGCCUUUAACAUCACUGAUCUAGACCCUGGAACAAAUUACACAUUUACAGUGUCAGCUGUUGCUGCUGAUAAUAAAACAGAAGGGAGGUCUGUUGGCCUUUCCACUUGCACAGGUGCAAGUCCUGUCUUUGACAUAAUCUGUGAAGGACCAAAUCGCACUGCAAACGCUUUGCUGAACUUCACAUGGAUGAAUCCUCUGGGCAAAAACCAAGGAUUCAGCAUCAGUCUCAAUCAAACACUCAGUGCCUUCAUUCCAUCUUGCAAUCCUGUCUGUAACCACAUUUUUUCUGAAAACCUCCUAUACUUCAGCACUUACAGUGUGAUUAUUUCAACCCAUGGAUGUGGUGAAAAUGGCACACGGAACUUUACGUGCAGAACAGGCAUCACAGAGCCACCAGUUCCCAGUAAGCCAGAAGAUGUAGUAAUAGAAGUCAAUCCAAUCAGUCAGAAUGUAGUAAAUCUACAAUUCAGUGCCAGUCUUCUGAAUGGUACUAAUGGACCAAUUGAAGCCUAUGGUGUUCUGCUGUCAACUGACCAACAAAGUAACAUCUCCAGGAAUGACCUAACAAGAACCUAUAAUGAUUGGGAAGAGGAGAAAACCAAGACUUAUCUCACUGUUUUAAAAUUAAAUGACAAUACAAUUACCAGAAGCAACAUGAUUAUGAUUAAAAUUGGAAAUAACAAUGACUCAGAUGUAAUCAGUAAUACAGCUUAUAAAAACGGACCUCUGACUAAUCAGGACUACAGGGUAGCCUUGGUUUUGUUCACAUACCUGGAAAUCAAAGACAGACUUGUGGACGUCCAGCAAUCAAUCUUCUCUGAAACACCUUUUGCCAAGAGUACUGUAAAACCAUUGGACCCCACAACAAACACUCUUGCAAUUCUUUUGGGGGUGCUGUUGCCUAUCAUUGUUCUCUUGAUCAUCACCAUCAUUGUCCUCGUCAUACAGAAAAGACGAAUAGCAAAGGACUACACAGACAUUCCUGUCAACAACUUAAGGAAUUCUAUGAAUAAUCAAGCUAACAUUGUUUCUCUCUUUCUUUAUUUUCACAGAAGUAAAAUUAGCAUUCCUGUGAGGGUGGAGGAUUUUGAGGCAUAUUUCAAAAAGCAGCAGUUGGAUUCCAAUUGUGGCUUUGCUGAACAGUAUGAGGAUCUUAAGGCUGUUGGAACAGCGCAGACCAAGAAUAGCGCCCUUGCCAUGGAGAACAAGGGGAAGAAUCGCUAUAAUAACGUACUACCUUAUGAUUCUUCAAGAGUUAAAUUAUCAAUACAUGGCAGCCCUUUUGAUGACUACAUCAAUGCAAACUAUAUUUCAGGUUACAACUCUAAGAAGGCGUACAUAGCAGCUCAGGGCCCACUACCAGCUACUGUGAAUGAGUUCUGGAGAAUGAUCUGGGAAAAGCACGCUCAUACCAUAGUCAUGCUGACCAAGUGCUAUGAGCAAGGACGUGUUAAAUGUGAGAAAUACUGGCCACCGGAAAACAAGCUGUACAACAAUAUCCUUGUGACAACAUCAUCAGAAAUUGAACUGGAAGACUGGACUAUAAGGGACUUCACCAUCAAGAAUGUGAAAACAGCAGAGACACGGAAUGUUCGUCAAUUCCAUUUCACGGCCUGGCCCGAUCACGGCGUGCCAGAGACCACGGAGGUGCUCAUUAACUUCCGACACCUGGUCAGAGAGCACAUGGACAGCUUCUCCCGCAACGCUCCUGCCGUGGUGCACUGCAGUGCUGGUGUGGGGAGGACCGGGACUUUCAUUGCCCUCGAUCACCUGAUCUUUCAGAUUGAGAGGGAAAACAUGGUAGACAUUUAUGGAAUUAUCCAUGACAUGCGCAUGCACAGACCACUGAUGGUUCAGACUGAGGACCAGUACGUGUUCUUGAAUCAGUGUGCUUCUGACAUAAUCAAAUCAAGAAUUGGAACCAAUGUGGACCUAAUUUACCAGAAUGCAGCAGCGUUCUCUAUCUAUGAGAAUGUGCAAAGAUGAAGAAUGAAGGCAUUAAGCAGAAAUGGAUUUCAGGUGUCAUUUAGCUUGGGAUCAGAACGGCAGGGAAAUUUUUAGGAUUUUGUAAAAUCUGCGUGAACCAUUUCAUUAUUUACCUGGCUUUUCACUGACAAAUAUUUUUAUGAAGUAUGCUUUAACUUAAGAUAUAUAUGAAAAUUUGCAUAGUUAAUACACAUGGAGCCUUAAUGUCAUGUGAAAUUGAAUUUUGGACUUGAUUUUUUUCUAUUUCAGUACUUCCACACUUUUUACAUACUGUAAACAUUUUAUGUGAACUCGGUAAUCACACUGGAUAGAUGGUUUCUUCAAUUAUAAAAUGUAUUUGUCUGUGACAGUCUUGUGGCUUUUGCUCACUGUAUCACUGCAGAAUGAUUUAUGUUUUGUUGUAGAAGAUCAGUAGCAAUGCAGAUAUGCUGGUCAGAGACAGACAGCUGCAGUAUAGUCACCAUUCCAAGGGACAUUAUGGCAGUAAAGAUCUGCAGAUAGUUUCAUUUGAAACCAUACCAAAGGGUUCUAAUGUUAUAACUUAUAAUUAACAGAUAAUCACUGGAUAACAAAUUUGUAGAAUAAUGUACGAGUAUAUAUGAAGUAUUCUAGAUGUAAGAGAAACACGCUAAAGCACUGAAUAAUUUUAAGUUAAAAGCAAUAUGCGUGUUAUUGAAGUCAUCAUGUCUUCAAAUAGUGUUGUUUUUUGUCCAAUGUGGGGGGGGUGGACUUGGUUGGAUUUCUAGUUUUGAAAGAUCUCAGCUCUCCAACUCAUGCCAUAAUUAGAGAUACUGUAUAUCCGAUAGGUACCCAAGGUUAUUGGGUAUCCGUGAUAUACAUCUCUUUUUUUAGAAUCAGACAGAAUAAUGAUUUAGCCCACAAAUUAGCUCAAAAGGUGUCUAGGAAGGGUGUGAGUCAGAGGAAUCAUGUAGUCAUGUCUCUGCACAUGAAAAUAAUGUAAAUAAACAGGAAGUGUUUUAUACCCUGACACUGUUGUAUGUUCAGACUGCACAUACUGAUGGAUAUACGCUAAAUAUUAGAUAAUUAAUUCAACACAUUAGGUGAAUUCAUUCAACAGAACUAAUGUUCAAACAUGGGCCCAUAAAAAAAAAAAAAAAAAAAAAAAAUCCACCAAGAACUUCAUCAUGAAAAACACAGGGGGUGCUCUUUAGUUGCUUGAAGGGAAAACUUGAGCAUGCACUAAUCUGUACACUGUACACUUGUGUAUUUUGCUGGAGUGUCAGACUAUAGAGAUGGACAAAUUUGUACUGAUAAGGAUAUAAAAUGAAUUAGCACAGAAUGUUCUUUCUCUGUUAAUGUAGGAUCAAACAUUAAUGACUGUUUUUUUUUUUUUUUACCGGAACUGUAAUGAAAAGGUACUGCAAUCAAACAGUUCAUAUGUUCUUUUGUGUAAGUUAUUUUUGUUCAGCACUGAUGCAUUUGCAUUUUUUUAAUUGUCUAUAUAUUUAUAUAUAUAUUUCUUUUAAAAGGCUCUGUUAAUGAGCCUGUGAUGGCUGAAUGCUUUCUCUACUGUUGUAAGAUUUAAUCAGGCUUGUGCAAUAUUUUGUUAUUUUAUAUAUACAUAUAUGUAGCUUUCUACUAGAUGUAUAUUUUUAAAUCCUAUGAGAGUUUUAUUAAAUUAAAGAUGUUUAGUUUUGCAAUGCAGGUUUUUAUUAUUCACAUAGAAACAUUGUAAUUGUUUUAUCUAAAUCAUACUUUCUUUGUUUUUUUCUGCCAAAGAUAUUCUGAUAAUUGAUAUCUGUGAUUUAAAAAAAAAGUUGCAAUAAAUACGGUAAACAUG
Messenger RNA from Pangasianodon hypophthalmus (striped catfish), 9311 nucleotides. It is a transcript of the gene ptprja, whose product is annotated as protein tyrosine phosphatase receptor type Ja. Bases 353 to 7510 code for a protein of 2385 amino acids. Gene Ontology annotation, biological process: protein dephosphorylation. Gene Ontology annotation, molecular function: protein tyrosine phosphatase activity; protein binding. NCBI's taxonomy places the organism in Eukaryota, Metazoa, Chordata, Actinopteri, Siluriformes, Pangasiidae. The transcript is spliced from 37 exons. The record is from RefSeq and is a predicted model, not a curated record.